Molecule: messenger RNA, 1130 nt
Organism: Raphanus sativus (radish)
Lineage: Eukaryota; Viridiplantae; Streptophyta; Magnoliopsida; Brassicales; Brassicaceae
Product: homeobox-leucine zipper protein HAT4
Exons: 3
Coding region: 107-976 (289 amino acids)
Biological process (GO): regulation of DNA-templated transcription
Cellular component (GO): nucleus
Molecular function (GO): sequence-specific DNA binding; DNA-binding transcription factor activity, RNA polymerase II-specific
Source: RefSeq, a predicted model, not a curated record
CAUUCAUCAUCUCUUCCUAUCUCUCUCUAUCUCUCAAGAAAAGCAGAAAACUUUAGUGCAAAAGAAGACCCUAAAGAAAAGUCUUUAUUUUUUUUCUUCUGAAAAGAUGAUGUUUGAGAAAGACGAUCUGGGUCUGAGCUUAGGCUUCAAUCUUCCCAAGAAACAAGUGAAUCUCAAAUCUAACCCAUCUGUUUCCCUUACUCCAUCUUCUUCAUCUUUUGGAUUACUUCGAAGAUCUUCCCUGAACGAGAGUUUUAAUUCUUCAGUUCCAUACUCAGAUUCAAGUCGUGUUGAAACAAGAACCUUCAUCCGUGGAAUCGACGUGAACCAACCACCGUCUACGGCGGAAUACGGCGACGAAGACGCCGGAGUAUCUUCUCCUAACAGCACAGUCUCGAGCUCCACCGGGAAGAGGAGCGAGAGAGAAGAGGACACAGAUCCGCAAGGCUCGAGAGGAAUCAGCGACGAUGAAGACGGUGAUAACUCGAGGAAGAAGCUUAGACUCUCCAAAGAUCAAUCUGCUAUUCUCGAAGAGACCUUCAAGGAUCACAGCACUCUUAACCCCAAGCAGAAGCAAGCUUUGGCUAAGCAGCUAGGAUUAAGAGCAAGACAAGUGGAAGUUUGGUUUCAGAACAGACGAGCAAGGACAAAGCUGAAGCAGACGGAGGUUGACUGCGAGUUCUUAAGGCGAUGCUGCGAGAAUCUAACGGAAGAGAACCGUCGGCUACAGAAAGAAGUAACGGAGCUGAGGUCGCUUAAGCUCUCUCCUCAGUUCUACAUGCACAUGAACCCACCCACCACUUUGACCAUGUGCCCUUCAUGUGAGCACGUGUCGGUCCCACCACCACCACCACAACCACAACCUCAAGGUGCUGCGUUAGGACACCACCAGAGGUCGAUGCCGGUCAAUCCGUGGGCUCCUGCUACGAGGGUUUCUCACGGCUUGACGUUUGACGCGUUUCGUCCUCGGUCCUAGUCUCUCUAGUUUUUUUUUUUUUUUUUUUGCAACCAAAAGGCAUUCCGGUCAUUUUACUCAGUUUCUUGGGGACCAGAUGCAUGUUGUUGUUGUUGUCAACAAGUAGUAUGUACUAUUUCUAGAAAAAAAAUACAUCAAUAUUUUCUCCCUUAAA